Molecule: messenger RNA, 684 nt
Organism: Mycotypha africana
Lineage: Eukaryota; Fungi; Mucoromycota; Mucoromycetes; Mucorales; Mycotyphaceae
Product: SGF29 tudor-like domain-containing protein
Exons: 6
Coding region: 1-684 (227 amino acids)
Cellular component (GO): SAGA complex
Source: RefSeq, a predicted model, not a curated record
AUGGACCGUAAAUCGCGUACUUCAAGAUCAGCAACACUGGAAGAAACCAAUGAGGAAGUCAGUCUAUGGAAACAAAUAUGCAACUCUCUUUCAAAGCUGGAGAAUGUUCAAGAAAACAUCACUACUAUCGUCACGAGUAUCAAUCAUCUUCAUACCACUGUGAAUACAGAAGAUGGGGUUCCGCCUCGGAUAGGCGACAAGUUAACAGAGUAUUAUAAAGGGGGCAUUGACUUGACCCAGCAUGAAGCAAAGACGAUUAAUGAUAUCAUUGAGAAAUUAUCGGUGCUUAUUGCACUAAGAGAUGCCUCUGAAUAUAGUUAUGGUAAUGGCGUCUUGGCAUUUGGCACUUCUGUCGCUGCAAAACAACCUAAACAGAAGGAUAAAAAUGAGGAAUGGAUCUUGGCUGUUGUAUUAAACUAUAAUAACGAAAAGAACAAGUAUGAAGUGGAGGAUGUCGAUCAGGAUGAGUUUGGGCAAAAGCAACGAUAUCUAUUACAACCAAGAAAUGUGAUCCCUAUACCAAGCGCAGAGGAGGCCAAAUCGAUGUUGGAAUUCAAUUCUGGACAAGAUGUACUUGCACUCUAUCCAGGUACUACUUGUUUUUAUCGCGCAAAGGUCAUCGCGUCCCCAUCUAAGGUAAGCAGAGAUGCGCUUUUUGAGCACCAUGGGCUUACGGUGAUCUGA